Larimichthys crocea (large yellow croaker) is the source of this 5377-nucleotide messenger RNA. It is a transcript of the gene chsy3, whose product is annotated as chondroitin sulfate synthase 3. Bases 942 to 3356 code for a protein of 804 amino acids. NCBI's taxonomy places the organism in Eukaryota, Metazoa, Chordata, Actinopteri, Sciaenidae. Gene Ontology annotation, cellular component: Golgi cisterna membrane. The transcript has 3 exons. The record is from RefSeq and is a predicted model, not a curated record. Gene Ontology annotation, molecular function: glucuronosyl-N-acetylgalactosaminyl-proteoglycan 4-beta-N-acetylgalactosaminyltransferase activity.
AUCAGUUGAUUAAAUGAGUCAAGUCUGGUGUGCUGCUGUUUGGUUGGAAGAAAAACCUUCAGCCACACGGCCCCUUUGUGGACCAGUUUGACACCCCUGGCAUAGAGGAAGCUUUUAUUGUGGAACAAACCAUCUGAUCGGAAGUGUCCUUUACAUUAGAAGACGUUGAAAACAAAGGCUUGCUGGUGGACAGGCCUAAACAGUCUUCAAAAUAAAAACACCAACGUCCUGCUGUAAGAUCUUGGUAUUAAUUAGAACGAUUAUUAUUCCAUAAGAUCAUGAACAUACUUUAUAUUUGCAUUUGGUUUUGAAUCAAUUGGCCGUAACAUGAAGCAGUGUUCCUUGGUCUGUAGAUUUAGAGAAAUGACGCUUUUAUUCUGAAAAAUGAAAAAACCCGACUGGAAGUGAAGAGUCUUGUUCGUGAUAACGGAACAGACACAACAUGAUGACAAGUUCCUGAUGUAGACAGAGAUCAUGAAAUCACGGUCAAGUUGCCAGAAAACCGUGUGAACGAGAAUGUCGAGCUUUCUGUGGAGUGUGGAGCAGGUUCGUGAGAGCUAACGGUACCGCACAGAGCUGCUGUCAGCCCGGUGUGUGUGAGCGUUAGUGGACUAGCCACAGCGGGGAGAAGCAGCCAUCCGACCGGACACUCCUAAAAAGCCAGUCGGGACAUGUGAAAGACUGCACGGCUUUCACAGGGAACACAACUUGACCCUGGUCCGGGUCCAGACGGGACCGUGGACCGUGGGGAUGGCACACAUGUCUUUCCAGUCCCAUGAAUGAUGCUAUCAGAGGUGGAAAGUGUUUUUCCACAGCGGGUAGGAUACCUGUGCUGCUCCACGGAGAUGUCGGAUGCCCAUACACGUCAGCAGCUCCUCAGACAAGGCAGCAUUCAUCCGCCCGUUCACCGCACAGCUCCGCUCCUCCUCCGGUAAACAGCCAUGGCUCUGAAAUCUAGGAGACCGUGGACGACCGUCAUUUUCGCCGUCUUUCUUGGAUUCACCGCGUCCUCUUGGCUCAUUGUGCCUCAGGUUUUGGAAAGUAAAAGAAAAAAAUCUCCGGUGUGUUUGUACUACAGUGACUCCUCCGUCGGUAAAAGUCCCGACAUCCUCGAGAACACCGCCGGUAUCAGAGCCCGGGACAGCCCGCCGUUUAGUCCGGAGGAGGAGCGUGGUAACAGCAGCGGAGAUGCCGGGAAAGCCGUUAACAGACCGAACAGUUUCCUCUAUGUCGGCGUGAUGACCGCCAAAAAAUACCUGCGGUCUCGCGCCGUGGCUGCGUACAAGACGUGGGUGAGUUCCAUACCCGGGAAGGUGGAGUUCUUCUCGAGCGCAGGCUCUGGCACGGUUCACGUGCCCGUCCCAGUCCCGGUGGUUUCGCUGGCAGGUGUGGAUGACUCGUACCCGCCACAGAAGAAGUCAUUCAUGAUGCUCAAGUACAUCCACGACCACUACCUGGAUAAAUACGAGUGGUUCAUGCGGGCAGAUGAUGACGUUUACAUAAGAGGUGAGAAGCUUGAGUUGUUUCUGCGGUCGCUGAACAGCAGUAAACCACUUUACCUUGGCCAGACAGGCCUGGGCAUGGCUGAGGAGUUGGGCAGACUGGCAUUAGAGCCUGGUGAGAACUUCUGCAUGGGAGGCCCUGGGAUGAUCUUCAGCAGAGAGGUGCUGCGCAGGAUGGUCCCUCACAUUAGUACCUGUCUGAGGGAGAUGUAUACCACCCAUGAAGACGUGGAAGUGGGCCGCUGUGUGCGACGCUUUGGAGGAACACAGUGCGUGUGGUCCUAUGAGAUGCAGCAGCUCUUCUAUGAGAACUAUGAACACAACAAGAAAGGUUUCAUUGAAGAACUUCACAGUACUAAGAUCCACAAUGCCAUCACACUCCACCCCAACAAGAAUCCUGCAUACCAGUACCGACUCCACAACUUCAUGCUGAGCCGCGAGAUCUCAAGGCUCCGUUACCGCACCAUCCUGCUCCACCGUGAAGGCCUGAGUAUGAGUUACCUCAGUGAUACAGAAGUACAGUGGGAGGAUCAGCAGCUCGGGUCCCCACCUUCAUACAUGCUGUAUCAGCCUAAUGAAAGAAAUGAUGUCAUUGAGUGGGAUUUCUUGACUGGCCGCCAUUUUUAUUCCGCUGUUGAGAACAAGAUGGCCCGGCAAAGCCUUGGCAACUUGUUUCGGACUGCACUAGAAGAUAUUAUACUCCAGGUCAUGGAAAUGAUUAAUGAGAAUUCGAAAACACGUGGUCGUGUAAUUGACUUUAAAGAAAUUCAGUAUGGCUACUACAGAGUGGAUCCAAUGCAUGGUGCAGAAUACAUUUUAGACUUACUGCUUCUGUACAAGAAACACAAAGGACGCAAAAUAACAGUGCCUGUGAGGCGGCAUGCUUACCUUCAGCAGUCCUUUAGCCGACCCUUCUUUAGUGAAAUUGAAGAAUUAGAUGUGGCUGAACUUGUGGCUGCCAUCAACUCUGAAUCCCAAUCCCUGUCAUUCCUGUCCAACUCUCUAAAGUUCUUGUCACCAUUUCAGGUCUACGAAUCAACCAGGGAGAUGUGGGAGCAAAGCCAGAGAAAGGUCAACAUCCUUGUCCCAUUGUCUGGUCGCUACAACACCUUUGUCCGCUUUAUGGAGAACUUUGAGAAAGUGUGUUUGAUACCCAAGCAAAAUGUAAAGCUAUCAAUCAUUCUGGUGGACAGUGAGAGUGAUCAAAACAGAGGAAAACACCUUCAGUUAAUUAAAGACUACUAUGGAAAAUAUCCCAAAGCUGACCUGUCGCUAAUCCCCAUGACAGGCAACUUCUCACGAGGACUGGCUCUAGAGCUGGGCUUCUCACAGCUUGAUAAUGACACUCUACUCUUCUUUUGUGAUGUUGAUCUUAUUUUUAAUGGUGAAGCCUUGCAACGCUGCAGAGACAAUGCUAUCCAAGGGAAACAGGUCUAUUUUCCUGUUGUCUUUAGUCAGUACAACCCCAGGGUAGUGUAUUCUGAAAAGGCACCAAGAGAAAACAAAUUUGUCCUCACCAGGAAAAGUGGUUUCUGGCGAGAUUAUGGCUUUGGAAUCUCCUGUGUUUUCAAGGGUGAUUUACUAAAAGCAGGAGGUUUUGACACCUCAAUCCUAGGCUGGGGAUUGGAAGAUGUAGACUUGUUCACUAAAGUUAUUAAUUCUGGUUUAAAAGUAUUACGCAGUCAAGAACCAGGGAUUGUCCAUAUGUAUCAUCCAGUCCACUGUAAUACAAGUCUAGAUCAGAAGCAACACAAAAUGUGCCUUGGGUCAAGAGCAAGUACAUUUGCAUCGACAAUGCAGUUAGCUGAGCUGUGGCUGGAGAAACACGUAGGGUACAACAGAACUUCAUCCUGACAUCCCAGCCCUGCUGGACAUGCAACUUUACCUCAGUUCUGCUUGAAUGCAGACUGUGGGUAUGUUAGAAUGUGACUGUGGGUCAGAGGUCUUCAUAAGAUAGAACAUUUGAUCAAAAAAGGUCCCAAGACUAUCCUAUCCAACAGGGCUGGACCUGGAGUCUUGUCUGCACCCAAUUUGUUGGAUCCAGUGCCAAAUCAGCUGGGAAAUCCAUGAUGAAAUACAAAUUGGCAGUUAGUUGGUACAUUGACACUGUAUUAUAUAUUUAUUAUUAACUGUGUCAGUCAUACAAAUAUAGAGCUUUGGGACCUUUAUUGCAGUUCCUUGAGGUUUGGGGUUGAUUCUAAUUCAGCACCAGUGUCAUUUUAUCAUGUAUAAAUGAUUAAGAGAGCUUGGGAAUUAAAAAAAAAAAUGAGUCAAAGAACAAGCCCAAAAUACCUGAUUGCUGAUUCCAAGUAAUAUGUAAUCAUGGCAGGAAAUGAAAAUAAAGGAAAAAUAUUAUUAUAGUCCAAUCAUUAGUAUGUUGGAGGUUAUAGCCAAAGUGCUGCUUUAAUGUGUUGCAGGUUUCAGUGCUGAGCAGAAACACUGCUUGUAAGUCAGUUAACUAGUGAAUUAUUAUAAUGGAAUGUGGAUGGCUGCUGCUCCAUGAGCAGCAUUGUUUGGUGCAUUACACAGUCUGUACACAAGUGUGUGUGUGUGUGUGUGUGUGUGUUUGUACGUGUGUAGAGGGAGUUGGCUCGCUUUAAUGUGCUACCUUAAUCUACCUUAAUCUCCAAGUGAAUUUUUAGACAUUCCAUCCUACAGACCUGACGCCGAAGCUGUGUGGUUUAUGCCAAGAUGACUCCUGAUGUGCUCCUGUACUAAUGUUAUUUAACCUGUUCAGCUAUUUCUCUCAUUUUCACUCGUCCACUUCUUUUCUCUAUUACCCGUGGUGCUAUCAUUCGUUUAACUUGUUUUUAUUCAAACCCGACCAUAGGGAUUCAGCAGAUUACUACCAUCCUGAUAGUGUUUUUAAAGAUUGUCGGUUACUGAGUCUCAUUUCCAGGUUGUCCAACACACCAACCCUGGUGUUACGGUAAACAACAACACUCAACAAACAACUAUGACAACCUCUGAAUGAGACAGUUGCAAACUGCUCAUUGCAUUUAUUAUAUUAUUCAUACUGUUAAGACUGCUGUUUGAUGAUCUAAUGAACACUUCUAAGUAUACUGACCACAACAACAGAGAGCUUUUUUGUCAUUCAGUUCUACAAUGUUUUCUUAGCCAUUACAGGACUGUAAUUAAUAGUCAUCAUGUUACCUCUUUCUUACUGCCGUAGUUAUUAUGAUGUUUACACUUCUGCCUCAGGACCAUGUCUUGCCACCCAGUGCAUUGCAGCUUUUUGCUUCAAUUGGUUUCAGCUGCCUGUUAUAAAAAGGAAUAGUCUGCUAAAUAACCAUUGGAACAAACUAGCAAAACAGCUUUAAAUUAGCCUGGUUCUGAUAAGAGUAAGGGUCAUGCUGUCACAUGACAAAAUCAUUUUGAUUACUGCAUACCAAAUUAUUUAGUUUUAACAGGAGACUUUUUUUUUGUUGUAACAUUCAUUAUAAACUGAGCAAAUGUUUUGUCAUGAGUGCAGCAGCUGUUUGCAGACCUCCUGUGUUCAGCAAUAGAAAAAAAUCAAUAAUGAAAUGUGAUCAACAGCUAAAGUAAAUGUAAUAAUAAUUAUGUAAUUGGAAUUAACCUGUAGCAGAUAUACAGUACAGUUUGUGGCACUAGAACAAAAGAUCUUAAAAUUACAACAUCCUUAUCCCACAGUUAUGACAUCCAGCUAUUGUAAUAGGUUUUCUCAUAAUUAUGAGAUACUCAUAAUUACUUGGUAUAUAUUUUUACUUCUGUUAAUUUAACUGUGGAUGGUCAUUUGCAAAGAUUGUGUCAAGAGUAAUAGUCCAUGGUUUUGUUACCUAAGCAUAAUGGCUUUUAAGUCUGCUAGCAAUAACAACUGCUGAACUGAAUAUUUGUAAUAAAUGUUUACAUACAGA